Molecule: messenger RNA, 720 nt
Organism: Apaloderma vittatum (bar-tailed trogon)
Lineage: Eukaryota; Metazoa; Chordata; Aves; Trogoniformes; Trogonidae
Gene: TMEM86A
Product: transmembrane protein 86A
Exons: 3
Coding region: 1-720 (239 amino acids)
Cellular component (GO): membrane
Source: RefSeq, a predicted model, not a curated record
AUGAGGCUAAAGGGGAAGAAAGAACAGGUGAAGAGUGAAGGCCCCAAACUGGUGCCCUUCUUUAAAGCCACUUGUGUCUAUUUUGUCCUCUGGCUGCCAACUUCCAGCCCCUCCUGGUUCAGUGCCCUCAUCAAAUGUCUGCCCAUCUUCUGCCUGUGGGUUUUCCUUCUGGCUCAUGGAAUUAACUUCUUAGUGUCACACCGGAGCGCCAGCCGCAUCCUAGCAGGACUCAUGUUCUCGGCAGUGGGAGAUGCCUUUCUCAUCUGGCAGGAGCAGGGCUACUUCAUUCAUGGUCUGCUGAUGUUCGCCAUCACACACAUCCUGUACUCUUCAGCCUUCGGCAUGAAGCCUUUGGACCUCAAAGCCGGCUUGUUGAUGGGCCUUGUUUCCAGUUCCUGUUAUGCCUUCCUGUACUCCUACCUCUCAGGCCCAUUCACCUACCUGGUAGCUGUCUACAUCGCCUUGAUUGGCUUCAUGGGUUGGCGAGCGGUGGCCGGCGUGCAGCUGUGCAACGACCUCUGGACAUGGACCAAGCUCUCGGCCUGCAUCGGCGCGAUGCUGUUCAUGGUGUCGGAUCUGACCAUUGCGCUUAACAAGUUCUGCUUUCCUGUGCCCUACUCACGCUUCAUCAUCAUGGCUACUUAUUAUGCAGCCCAAAUGCUUAUUGCUCUGUCAGCUGUAGAGAGCCGAGAUGAAGAAGACUUCAGAAAGAGGAGCUAG